Molecule: messenger RNA, 579 nt
Organism: Glarea lozoyensis ATCC 20868
Lineage: Eukaryota; Fungi; Ascomycota; Leotiomycetes; Helotiales; Helotiaceae
Product: Ribonuclease H-like protein
Exons: 1
Coding region: 1-579 (192 amino acids)
Molecular function (GO): nucleic acid binding; RNA-DNA hybrid ribonuclease activity
Source: RefSeq, a predicted model, not a curated record
AUGAGCAGACAACAGAUCAAUCGCCGAAUUUAUAACGAUGGCGAGUACGGAACCGAGUUCAGAGACGACCCAGGGGCGACCAUACGUACACUUGCCGCUGAGCCGACAGCCCUCUUGAUCAGUGUCAAUGGUGCCUGCGAGAACAAAGGUCUCCCCAAUGCAAGAGCGGCAGGAGGUAUCUUCUGGGCUGGUACAUCAAAUCUCAACAUGAGUAUGGCACUCCCAGCCAGCCUACCUCAGACGGUGCGAGCCGCGAAGCUCUUCGCACUUGAAAGAGCUUUGGAUAUGAUUAUUGAAAAUCUACUCAAGCCAUGGUUCGAAUUGCCUAAAGACAUGUCCAGAAUCGUGAUAAUCGUGGAUUCGCUCUAUGUCAAAAGUGGCGUGUGCGCUUGGGUAUGGGAAUUUGAAAGAGACGGAUAUAAGGAAGCAGAUGGGAAGCCUGUGGUCAACGGAGAGCUUUUCAAAAAGAUCCACCAGCACUUCGAGCAUCUCCAAAGCCGAGGUUACGAGGUCAACAUCUGGGAUGUGCCAAAGGAACAGAAUACGGAUGCUGAAAAGCUAGCAAGAGCCGGGCUAUGA